Naegleria gruberi is the source of this 1128-nucleotide messenger RNA. RefSeq lists its product as uncharacterized. The transcript is spliced from 4 exons. The record is from RefSeq and is a predicted model, not a curated record. Gene Ontology annotation, cellular component: cytoplasm; plasma membrane. Gene Ontology annotation, biological process: transport. Bases 1 to 1128 code for a protein of 375 amino acids. NCBI's taxonomy places the organism in Eukaryota, Heterolobosea, Eutetramitea, Acrasida, Naegleriidae.
AUGAGUCAUUAUGCUAUGCCUUUUCUGAUCUUCAAUCUCGGUGGAGAGAUGAUGUACAUUCUCCAUCAAAGAUUGGAAGCUCAAAAGAUUACCGAGGAGAAGAGUAAGAAGGUUCUUCAAGAUGUAGUCAAGCAUAUGUUUGAUGAGGAAUUUAUUAAUGAAUUGGUUAAACCUCAAAAGAUGUAUUCUGAUGCUUCUAUUAGACAUGUUUUUGAAAAGUUGGCACACUCCUCCAUCAUGAGACUCUCCACUAGCAGUAUGAACAAGUUGUACGAUUUGAUGGUAAUGGGUUUAAAGUACUCUUUCAUUGCCUGUAAUCACCCUCAUGAAAUACUCCAAUUUACUUUGAAUCACUUGGAUGAAAUUGAAAAUAUUAUCGGCAAGCUUGAUAGUGAUGAAACUGCCCUAGAAGCAAAGAAGUGUGUUCAACGAGCUGUAAACGAAAUUGUUGAGAUCUCAAAGAAAAUGUCCCUCAAUGAUUUUAUUAAAUGCAGAUAUACUAUUUGUAAUUUCUUGAAGGAUAGAAAUAUAAAGGUUUCAAUCUUUUUGAAUUGCAAGAUUCAACACCGAUCAAAUGGUCACUUUAGAAUUCCAAACAAUAAGCAAUAUCCACUCGGAUUUGAUAAGCCUGGAACUUGCAGAUAUUUUGAAGCUGAAGGAAAUUUGAAAGAAACUGAAUUAAUAGCAAAUCACCCAAUGAAAGAUUUUACUCACAGUACAGUUACACAUUCUGAUUCAAAUCAAAGAACAAGUGAUUUGGGGGCCAACUUCUACUCUUCCACAAAACCUAAAAUUGCCCAACAAGAACACACUGAUGAUGAUAAUGAAAACUAUUCAUUCUCUGCUGUGAAGAAGAGUCACGACACAACUAGUGAAUUAAAUUUCUUGGCAAACCUUAUUCAUGGACCAAAAGAAACAAAGGAAACCUUCAAGGUUAACCUCUUCUCCAAGUUUGAUAUUUUCGAAGAACCUGAGGAAGAUGAAACCGUUGAAACUGUAGAGAAAAAGUUUGAGGAAUUGAUUUUCGAUUGUAGAGUAAGCAAUAGAGUGAAUGUUGACUUUGAUAUUAGUUCCACUCCUUCAAACAUUGUUGAACAAGAUGACUUGUUGGAAUUGAUGGAUUCAUAA